AUGCGCAGUUCGCCUGGGCGAAACCAUGCGAAGCGUGCGAAGCUCGAUGCGGACGACCAGGGGGCAAGGUCCGUGUGGCUGCAGUAUGCCGCAGACUCGUCCUCGGCCCCUGUUGAGGAAGAGAAGUUCCACUGGAAGAAGCGCGAUGCUGCUGCGCAUCGCGCUGGUAUGUCGCAGGAGGACAUGGCACGUCUCGAGGCGGACCGGCGUAAGGAAGCGGAGCGUGAAGUAGAGCGGCUGCAAGCGCGCCGGGCAGAACGAGAGCGUAGGCAGCAGCAGCGGCGCGAAGACGAAGAACGACGUGCACGCCAGGCGGAAGCGGAGGCGAUGGCUGAUUGGCAAGCGAAAGAAGAUGAGUUUAUGCUGGCCCAGGCAAAAACACGCGCGAUCAUUCGUGCGCGUGAGCAUCGUGCUAAACCUAUUGAUUUGCUCGUUCUCUUGCUGCUAUGGUCCCAUUCUGAACAUGAGGAAGACGAAGAAGAGGACGACCAGGACGAUGAACAGCCGCCUGGCCAAGUCUUGUCUCGUGCUGACGACGAGGAGAUGGAUAUGGACGUGGAUGUGGCGCUAGAGGAGCCUGGGCGUAUGAUGUCAGCCUUAGCGCCUGCCGACUUGCAAGCCUUGCACGACGAUGUAAUUCUGCUGGCACGCUGGGAAAAGGAGCCGAGUCGCGCUGCGUACUGGCGUGAUGUGCUGCUCCUAUGUAAUGACAUGCUGCAAGGUCCUCAGCAUGAUGAUACCACAGCUCGACUGGACCCCAGCAUUCGCGCGGACAUUGAUGCGAUGCUUGCCGACAAGACGCCGGAGGAACUACUCACGUUGCAAACGUCGAUCCGCGAGAAACUACGAUCGGGCGAGCCGCUCGAUGUGGAGUACUGGGAAUCGAUGCUGCGUCGUCUGGUCGUGGUGCGUAGCCAUGCAAAGCUCCGUACGAUGUACGAUACGAUGAUGACGAUGCGAGUGGCCUCCAUGCACCGACGUCAGCGUCAGGCGGCCCAGCAAGAAGCUCUGGCGAUGGCCGAGCACGUGCCACAGAUCGAAGCACCUGCGAGUGCACGCGAUGCAUGGAUGUCAUCGAUGGAGCCGCCGGGCCGACCGCCUUCGGAGCUGACAGCGGACGAAAAAGCGUUGCCUUAUACCACCUGGCCCGCGAUGCAAGCGCGGCUCUGCGACGCACGUCGGCGUGUACUGCAACAGCCGUUUGUCCCACGCGCCACCACGGCCCACAUGCUAGUGCCCAGCGACACGGCUGCGGACGCCAUGGUCCGUCGAGAGGCAGCGCGUGCGAUGGGCGUGCAAGAGGAAGUGUUCAACGAGGAUGUGCACCUCACUCAGCAAGCAUACCGAUGGCAAGACAAGUAUCGGCCACGCAAGCCACGCUACUUUAACCGUGUGCAUACUGGCUACGAAUGGAACAAGUACAACCAAACGCAUUACGAUGCGGAGCAUCCGCCGCCCAAAAUCGUGCAAGGCUACAAGUUCAACAUCUUUUACCCGGACCUCAUAGAUCCAUCGCACGCGCCGACGUACCGCGUGCUGGCCGAUCCGGAGGGACCCGGUGGUACGCAGCUCCUGCGCUUUAGUGCAGGUCCGCCGUACGAGGACGUGGCGUUUCGGAUCGUGGAGCGGCCGUGGGACUAUUCGUACAAGCGCGGCUUUCGAUGUAGUUUUGAUCGCGGCGUGCUUCAACUGUAUUUCAAUUUCAAGCGGCUCAAGUACCGCAAGUAG
Molecule: messenger RNA, 1728 nt
Organism: Malassezia pachydermatis
Lineage: Eukaryota; Fungi; Basidiomycota; Malasseziomycetes; Malasseziales; Malasseziaceae
Product: cactin
Exons: 2
Coding region: 1-1728 (575 amino acids)
Biological process (GO): mRNA cis splicing, via spliceosome
Cellular component (GO): spliceosomal complex; cytoplasm
Molecular function (GO): protein binding
Source: RefSeq, a predicted model, not a curated record